This is a messenger RNA of Sorex araneus (European shrew), 7899 nucleotides long. It is a transcript of the gene CHD5, whose product is annotated as chromodomain helicase DNA binding protein 5. Gene Ontology annotation, cellular component: nucleus; chromatin; NuRD complex. The record is from RefSeq and is a predicted model, not a curated record. The coding region runs from base 132 to 6026 and encodes 1964 amino acids. The transcript has 42 exons. NCBI's taxonomy places the organism in Eukaryota, Metazoa, Chordata, Mammalia, Eulipotyphla, Soricidae. Gene Ontology annotation, biological process: chromatin remodeling; negative regulation of transcription by RNA polymerase II. Gene Ontology annotation, molecular function: histone binding; DNA binding; chromatin binding.
GGGGGCGCCGCCGCCAUCUUCUCGCCGAGGCCGCCGCGCCCGCCGCGCCCGGCCGGCAGCGCACGGGUUAAGGCUGGCACCGCGCCCGGCGGGAGGGGGGGCGCCCACCUCCCCUCCCCCCCGCGCCGGGCAUGCGGGGCCCGCCGGGCACCGAGGACGAGCCGCCGCGGCUGUUCGCGGACGAGAUGGAGAACGAGGACGAGAUGUCAGAGGAGGAAGACGGCGUCCUGGGGGGCUUCGAGGAGUUCUUUGCCGAGGAGCCCGUGAGCCUCCCCAAGAAGAAGAAGGCCCGGAAGCCCAAGGAGAGCAGGCCCAAGGGGAAGCGCAGGAAGAAGGAGGGGAGCAAUGACGAGCUGUCCGAGAAUGAGGAGGUGCCGGGAGGGAAGUCUGAGAGCGAGGGCAGCGACUACUCCCCGACCAAGAAGAAGAAGAAGAAGCUCAAGGAGAAGAAGGAGAAGAAGGCCAAGCGCAGGAAGAAGGAGGAGGAGGAGGAGGACGGCGAGGACGGGGGCCUCAAGGAACCCAAGUCGUCCGGGCAGCUCAUGGCCGAGUGGGGGCUGGACGACGUGGACUACCUGUUCUCGGAGGAGGACUACCGCACGCUCACCAACUACAAGGCCUUCAGCCAGUUCCUCAGGCCCCUCAUUGCCAGGAAGAACCCGAAGAUCCCCAUGUCCAAGAUGAUGACCGUGCUGGGCGCCAAGUGGCGGGAGUUCAGCGCCAACAACCCCUUCAAGGGCAGCUCGGCCGCGGCGGCCGCGGCGGCGGUGGCCGCGGCCGUGGAGACGGUCACCAUCGCUCCGCCACUGGCCAUCAGCCCCCAGCAGCCGCCCCAGCCCGUGCCCAUCCGCAAGGCCAAGACCAAGGAGGGGAAGGGGCCUGGCGUGAGGAAGAAGAUCAAGGGCUCCAAGGAUGCCAAGAAGAAGGGCAAGAAGAAGGCGCAGGCGCUCCGGCUCCGCCUUGGGGGGGCGGGCGGCAAGAGGAAGAAGGGGUCCUCGAGCGAGGAAGACGAGCGGGACGAGUCCGACCUGGACAGCGCCAGCGUCCACAGCGCCUCGAUGCGCUCCGAGUGCUCCGCGGCCCUGGGCAAGAAGAACAAGAGGAGGCGCAAGAAGAAGAGGAUGGACGAUGGGGACGGCUACGAGACCGACCACCAGGACUACUGUGAAGUGUGCCAGCAGGGCGGCGAGAUCAUCCUGUGCGACACCUGCCCGCGCGCCUACCACCUCGUCUGCCUGGACCCCGAGCUGGAGAAGGCCCCGGAGGGCAAGUGGAGCUGCCCGCACUGUGAGAAGGAGGGGAUCCAGUGGGAGCCCAAAGACGAGGACGACGAGGAGGAGGAGGGCGGCGGCGAGGAGGAGGAGGACGACCACAUGGAGUUCUGCCGCGUGUGCAAGGACGGGGGCGAGCUGCUGUGCUGUGACGCCUGCCCCUCCUCCUACCACCUGCACUGCCUCAACCCGCCGCUGCCCGAGAUCCCAAACGGUGAAUGGCUCUGCCCGCGCUGUACUUGUCCCCCACUCAAGGGCAAAGUCCAGCGGAUCCUGCACUGGAGGUGGACGGAGCCCCCAGCACCCUUCAUGGUAGGGCUGCCAGGGCCCGACGUGGAGCCCGGUGGCCCCCCGCCCAAGGCCCUGGAGGGCCUCCCGGAGAGAGAGUUCUUCGUCAAGUGGGCGGGGCUGUCCUACUGGCACUGCUCCUGGGUGAAGGAGCUGCAGCUGGAGCUAUACCACACGGUGAUGUACCGGAACUACCAAAGAAAGAACGACAUGGACGAGCCGCCGCCCUUCGACUACGGCUCGGGGGACGAGGACGGGAAGAGGAAGAGCAAGGACCCGGUCCAGGCCAGGAUGGAGGAGCGCUUCUACCGCUACGGCGUCAAGCCCGAGUGGAUGCUGGUGCACCGCAUCCUCAGCCACAGCUUCGACAAGAAGGGGGACGUGCACUACCUGAUCAAGUGGAAGGACCUGCCCUACGACCAGUGCACCUGGGAGAUGGACGACAUCGACAUCCCCGACUACGACAGCCUGAAGCAGGCCUACUGGGGCCACAGGGAGCUGAUGCUGGGUGAGGACAACAGGCUGCCCAAGAAACUGGCCAAGAAGGGCAAGAAGCUCAAGGACGAGAAGCAGGAGAAGCCUCCGGACACCCCCAUUGUGGAUCCCACGGUCAAGUUCGAUAAGCAGCCGUGGUACAUCGAUGCCACGGGCGGCACGCUGCACCCCUACCAGCUGGAGGGCCUCAACUGGCUGCGCUUCUCCUGGGCGCAGGGCACCGACACCAUCCUGGCCGACGAGAUGGGUCUGGGCAAGACCGUGCAGACCAUCGUCUUCCUCUACUCCCUGUACAAGGAGGGCCACUCCAAGGGGCCCUACCUGGUCAGCGCGCCCCUGUCCACCAUCAUCAACUGGGAGCGGGAGUUUGAGAUGUGGGCGCCCGACUUCUACGUGGUCACCUACACGGGGGACAAGGAGAGCCGCUCGGUCAUCCGGGAGAACGAGUUCUCCUUCGAGGACAACGCCGUCCGCAGCGGGAAGAAGGUCUUCCGCAUGAAGAAGGAAGUGCAGAUCAAGUUCCACGUGCUGCUCACCUCCUACGAGCUCAUCACCAUCGACCAGGCCGUGCUGGGCUCCAUCGAGUGGGCCUGCCUGGUGGUGGACGAGGCCCACCGGCUCAAGAACAACCAGUCUAAGUUCUUCAGGGUCUUGAACAGCUACAAGAUCGACUACAAGCUGCUGCUGACGGGGACACCGCUGCAGAACAACCUGGAGGAGCUGUUCCACCUGCUGAACUUCCUCACCCCCGAGCGCUUCAACAACCUGGAGGGCUUCCUGGAGGAGUUUGCCGACAUCUCCAAGGAAGACCAGAUCAAGAAGCUGCACGACCUGCUGGGGCCGCACAUGCUGCGGCGGCUCAAGGCCGACGUGUUCAAGAACAUGCCGGCCAAGACGGAGCUCAUCGUCCGCGUGGAGCUGAGCCAGAUGCAGAAGAAGUACUACAAGUUCAUCCUGACGCGGAACUUCGAGGCGCUCAACUCCAAGGGGGGCGGGAACCAGGUGUCUCUGCUCAACAUCAUGAUGGACCUGAAGAAGUGCUGCAACCACCCCUACCUCUUCCCCGUGGCCGCCGUGGAGGCCCCGGUCCUGCCCAACGGCUCGUACGACGGCGGCUCCCUGGUCAGGUCCUCGGGGAAGCUGAUGCUGCUGCAGAAGAUGCUGAAGCGGCUGCGGGACGAGGGCCACCGCGUGCUCAUCUUCUCCCAGAUGACCAAGAUGCUGGACCUCCUGGAGGACUUCCUGGAGUACGAGGGCUACAAGUACGAGCGGAUCGACGGCGGCAUCACAGGGGGGCUCCGGCAGGAGGCCAUCGACAGAUUCAACGCCCCCGGGGCCCAGCAGUUUUGCUUCCUCCUGUCCACGCGGGCCGGUGGCCUGGGCAUCAACCUGGCCACGGCGGACACGGUCAUCAUCUAUGACUCGGACUGGAACCCCCACAACGACAUCCAGGCCUUCAGCCGCGCCCACCGCAUCGGGCAGAACAAGAAGGUGAUGAUCUACCGCUUCGUGACGCGGGCCUCGGUGGAGGAGCGCAUCACGCAGGUGGCCAAGCGCAAGAUGAUGCUCACGCACCUGGUGGUGCGGCCCGGCCUCGGCUCCAAGUCGGGCUCCAUGACCAAGCAGGAGCUGGACGACAUCCUCAAGUUCGGCACAGAGGAGCUGUUCAAGGACGACGUGGAGGGCAUGGUGCAGGGCCAGCGGCCCGUCACGCCCAUCCCCGAUGUCCAGUCCUCCAAAGGGGGAGCCCUGGCCGCCAGCGCCAAGAAGAAGCACGGCAGCACCCCGCCAGGUGACAACAAGGAUGUGGAGGACAGCAGUGUGAUCCACUAUGACGACGCGGCCAUCUCCAAGCUGCUGGACCGGAAUCAGGACGCCACCGAUGACACGGAGCUGCAGAACAUGAACGAGUACUUGAGCUCCUUCAAGGUGGCGCAGUACGUGGUGCGGGAAGAGGAUGGCGUGGAGGAGGUGGAGCGCGAGAUCAUCAAGCAGGAGGAGAACGUGGACCCCGACUACUGGGAGAAGCUGCUGCGGCACCACUACGAGCAGCAGCAGGAGGACCUGGCGCGCAACCUGGGCAAGGGCAAGCGCAUCCGCAAGCAGGUCAACUACAACGACGCGACGCAGGAGGACCAGGGUGCGCGCGCCCGGCGGCGGCGGCGGCUGCGGCUGCAACCUGGGGCAGAGUGGCAGGACGAGCUCUCGGACAACCAGUCUGAGUACUCCAUCGGCUCCGAGGACGAGGACGAGGACUUUGAGGAAAGGCCGGAAGGGCAGAGUGGACGGCGCCAGUCCCGGCGGCAGCUGAAGAGUGACCGGGACAAGCCGCUGCCACCUCUCCUUGCUCGCGUGGGCGGCAACAUCGAGGUGCUGGGCUUCAACGCGCGGCAGCGCAAGGCCUUCCUGAACGCCAUCAUGCGCUGGGGCAUGCCGCCCCAGGACGCCUUCAACUCCCACUGGCUGGUGCGGGACCUGCGGGGCAAGAGCGAGAAGGAGUUCAGGGCCUACGUGUCCCUGUUCAUGCGGCACCUGUGCGAGCCGGGUGCUGACGGCGCCGAGUCCUUCGCCGACGGCGUGCCCCGCGAGGGGCUGUCCCGGCAGCACGUGCUCACGCGCAUCGGCGUCAUGUCCCUCGUCAGGAAGAAGGUCCAGGAGUUUGAGCACGUGAACGGGAAGUACAGCACCCCGGACCUGAUCCCCGAGGGGCCCCAGGGCAAGAAGCCGGGCGAGGCCGUCUCCUCCGACCCCAACACCCCCGUGCCCGCCAGCCCUGCCUACCUGCCGCCCGGCCCGCUGGGCCUGCCAGACAAAAUGGAAGCCCCGCUGGGCUACCUGGACGAGAGGGAGCCGGGGGUGCAGAAGCCGAGGAAGCCUCCGGAAGUCCAGGCCCUGCCGACCACACUGGACAGAGCGGAGGGCGAGGCCAAGCACGAGCGCUCCGAGGGGAAGGACCCGGCCCGCGAGGGGCGCCUGGAGGAGCCGGAGAAGACCCCGCCCUCCCCAGAGCCGCUGCCCAAAGAGGAAGCGCUUCCCGAGAAGGAGCGAGUCCUGGACAAGCUGGAGCUCAGCCUGCUGCACGGCAGGGGCGACGGCAGCGACUUCAGGCCAGAGGACUCCAGAGUGGAUGAGAAGGAGCCCGUGGAGGCCCAGCAGAACGGCGACAAGGAGGAGGAGGAGGAGGGGAGGAAGGAGGAGCGGCUCGGGAAGUUCAAGUUCAUGUUCAACAUCGCAGACGGGGGCUUCACAGAGCUGCACACGCUGUGGCAGAACGAGGAGCGUGCCGCCGUGUCCUCGGGGAAGACCUACGACAUCUGGCACCGCCGCCACGACUACUGGCUCCUGGCGGGCAUCGUGACGCACGGCUACGCGCGCUGGCAGGACAUCCAGAACGACCCCCGGUACACGAUCCUCAACGAGCCCUUCAGGUCGGAGAUCCACAAGGGCAACUACCUGGAGAUGAAGAACAAGUUCCUGGCCCGCAGGUUCAAGCUGCUGGAGCAGGCCCUGGUGAUCGAGGAGCAGCUGCGCAGGGCCGCGUACCUGAACAUGACCCAGGACCCCAACCACCCCGCCAUGGCCCUCAACGCCCGCCUGGCCGAGGUGGAGUGUCUGGCCGAGAGCCACCAGCACCUGUCCAAGGAGUCGCUGGCGGGGAACAAGCCGGCCAACGCCGUCCUGCACAAGGUCCUGAACCAGCUGGAGGAGCUCCUCAGUGACAUGAAGGCCGACGUGACUCGGCUGCCCUCCAUGCUGUCACGCAUCCCCCCGGUGGCCGCCCGCCUGCAGAUGUCCGAGCGCAGCAUCCUCAGCCGCCUGACCAACCGGGCCGGCGACCCCACCAUCCAGCAGGGCGCUUUCGGCUCCUCCCAGAUGUACAACAACUUUGGGCCCAACUUCCGGGGCCCCGGACCGGGAGGGAUCGUCAACUACAGCCAGAUGCCCCUGGGCCCCUACGUGACUGAUACCUAGCCGUCCCUGGACAGCCUCUGCCGCCGUGCUCGUGGCCAGCGCAGCCCCACCUGCCGGCCACCUGCCUUGAUUCUGCGGGAGAGAGAAGCUGCUGCCCUGGGACGGGAAGGACAGUCCGUCGGGGGAAGGACGCGGUGCAGCCCCGCCGGGCCUGAGUGUGGACGCGCCACCACGUCCGACCCGGGCGCCGCCAGCCGGGCGACAGCAGCAGGUGUCCCCCUGGCCUUCUCCAGAGCAGCCCCAGACGGGGUCUGGGUUACCUGUCCGACCUUUGCACUCUAUUGAACACUUGCACACGUUCCUCUCCAUGGCCCUUCGUCACGCCCGAGGGCCCGGCCAGCAGCGCCUCCAGCCACGGCCCCCCGCCUUGCCCCCCCAGGUCCCGGCUCCUGUCAGCACGGGCUGGGGGGCCAGUCCCCGCGCGCGUCCUGACCCUGCAGGCCCUGGGCUCUGCCGAGCCCGUGGGGGACAGGCCUGGGCUGGGCUCUGGGGGGCUGGGGGUGGCAUCUGCCCCAGGUCCUGUGGUGAGUGCUGAGGGGCAGACCCGGUCCCCGUGGCACAGAGUGUGACCCGAUGUCCAGUGCAUUCUGGGUCCCGGACCCCCCAGUUCCCCACCUGGAGUGGCCAGGCUCCGGCGGACCCCUGCCCCCCCCCCCGCCUCCCCUCCCCGGGAAGAAUGGCCAGAGGCUCCUGGCCUGCGGGGACUCUCCAGCGCGCCCCUCCCGUGUCCCUGUGUCCUGCCUGGGGGUGGCCGGGCGGGAGUGUGUGGGGGCUUACUGGGGCGGUGCCCUGCGGUGUUGGACCCUGAUCUCCUGGCCCGGCCCACGGCGAGUGUCCCCGCGUCUCAUGGGCACUCUGGGCAGACGGUAGCCUUCCCGGAGCCCCUUAAGCCUCACCUGUAACUGCUCUCAGCGCCCCUGGUGGGCUGGACCCCCCCAAGGCACUUUCCAUCUUCGUGUCCCCCAAACGGGCUCCAAGGCCUACCAGCUCUGGCAUGGCCCCUGGAUGGAUGGAGUAGGGCCUCGAUGCAGCUGCUGACCCCCCGUGGGGUCCAGUUAGUGCCACCGCCACCAGGAGUGUGAAGGCCACUGCGCCCGCGCCCACUCAGCACAGAGCACGGGGUGUGGUGGGCGGGCCCGGGCCCAUGGCCACGCCCCCGGGCUGGGGUCCCUCCUGGUUGGUCCGUGGCGCCCCGUGCCCCGCCCCCUGCCGGGAUCUCCCCGCCCCUCGGCCCUCGGCCCCGCCCCCGCAGCGGGCCGGGCGGGCGAGGCCGCGGGUGGGUGGGCGCGGGCGGGCGGGCGGGGGUCCGGACGGCUGGCGAGGGAAGGAUCUUGGCGCGUUUUCUUCUUGGUUCUCCUUGGUUGUCGUCGCCCGCCGGGGCGGGGGGCGGCCGCCGGCUCGGGCGUUUUCCGGCUGGCUUUGCUUUCCGCGGCGGGUGGUCGCGGGCCCGCGGGCAGGCGGACCCCCGGUGCCGCCGCGUUUUCUUUCCAGCCACCUUAUCAUUUCAGCCAGUGUGGCCGGGGGUGCGAGACCCGCGCCCGCCCCGCUCGUGCUCCUGGGGCCGCGGGCCGCGGGGUGCCGCCCGCCCACCGUCAUUGGCGUUGUUGUGUUUGGGGAUUUUUUCUUAGUUUUCAGGUUUUUUUUUUAAACAAAGUAUUUUUUUAGGUGCGAUGACCCGGGAAGGGCGCUUUGGGGAUAUGUGUGUGUGCGUGUCCUGGCCCCGGCCCGGGCGCCCUCGAGCCCACCGGAGAGGAGGGGGUCCCCGGCCGGCGCUGCGGGAGGGGCGGGCGGCUGGGCCCGGCCACUGGCCCUGACUUUGUACUCUGCGUGUGCGUCUUGGUUUUCUGUGUUUUAAUAAACCCUUGGGAGUCUG